Messenger RNA from Lottia gigantea (owl limpet), 1866 nucleotides. RefSeq lists its product as hypothetical. The record is from RefSeq and is a predicted model, not a curated record. The coding region runs from base 1 to 1866 and encodes 621 amino acids. NCBI's taxonomy places the organism in Eukaryota, Metazoa, Mollusca, Gastropoda, Lottiidae. The transcript is spliced from 3 exons.
AUGACUUGUGCUAGAAUGAAGGAAUUCAACAAGAAAUUCAACACUUCGUUUCAAAUUUAUAAUCCCAAAAACAGACAUUUUCAUCCCAGAGACGUUCACGAUGAAUUAGAUUGGGUUUUUUACUUACACAACAUGCAUAUCUGUCUGAUUAGAAGAAGCCAACAAAGUUUGGGAAUUCAAGAAAUAGGAGACAAUUACGAACAGGUGUGGAAAACGUGUAGAGACGAUAACGCAGUAACACAGGUUUCACCUCUCAAACUAAACGUGCUUUCAAGUAUGAGUGAUGAUGCGUUAAUCGCUUGGGAUUGCGAAACGUAUUCAGAAAAAGACACGCGAAGAGCAAUUCCUUAUGCCUGCACUUUAAUUAAUUUAGAAAAACUAAGAAAAAAGUUAGAAACGAUAAAAGAUAUAUUUCUAAAUCCUACUGAUAAUGUUCCAGAAGAAUUUUAUGAUAAACUAAUGAAUGUAGAACUAUUUGUAGGAAACGAUAACGAUGCCGUGAACAAGAAAUAUUUACUAGAUCAAAUAAACGCAAUUCAAAUAGAUAAGGACCAUGUUGAAAAUAGAAUAAAUGACGUGAAAAGAUUCAUCAGACGAAAUAUUAAAAAUCUUGUGGACGAACCCAAAUUACAACAAGAGUUAACGAGUUUGAAACGUCUUAUUCAAGUGGAUAAAACAAGUGAGUUGAUAUCUAAAUUAGACGAUAAGAUUACGAAGGAUAGAUUGAAACGAAAACUAACCGCUUUGGAAAGAAAACUUGGCGAAUUGCUAGCAGAACUAGACAAUACCGCGGACAAAACCGAGUUACAAAAUUCGAUAUCCAAUUUGAACGAAAAGAUCGCGAAGCAAAAAUCAGAUGUUCAAGAUAUAAUUAACACACUUCCCAUUGACAAAGAUACGUUGAAACAACAAUUGACUGCUUUGGAUACUAAAAUCACGGACGAAAAAGAAGUGGGUGUGAUUAAAAACUUUCUUCAAAAUAAAUUUCGAGAUUAUAUGAAAAAUUAUAUUAAAGAACAGGUCAAUCUUUUGGUAACUAGAAUUCAUGACGAUUUUUUGAGACAAGAGAGAAAGUUGAGCAAAUUAGAAGCUAUUGUCACGGACAAAUCGUAUUAUUUCAAUCUACCAUUCGAAAGUGACACUGUCUACGAUAGAAAAGACCAAAUUUAUAAAUCAAACAAAUACGGAUUCAAAGCAGAAAUAAAAGUGGGGUCACUCGCAUACGGAGAACCUAAAAACGUAUUCGAUAUCGGCGAAACGCAAGAGUUUUCUUUUCGAGGUAAUUGUCUGAUUCAAAUAGAGUUUCCCAUGAAGGUUAAAGUCAAUAAAGUAGUCUUCAAACAAACCGGUAAGGCCGUCAAACAUAUUUCAUUAUUCAAUGAUGGUAAUUUGGAAGAGAAUAUACGUUUGAUUGAUAAAAGGGAUCAGGAAAUUGAAACGAAAAAUGGUAAAUAUGUAGACACCUUUAAAAUGGAAGUAAAAAAUGAUAAGGAUAUCAUUGGAAUCAAAGAUUUGGAUAUGAUAUUGGAGACGGAAAAUCCACCAUCAACCAACAUUGACAAAAUUCCACCACGCUUACACAAACACGGAAAAAUAGAAUCGAGCAGUCACGAGUUUUUAAAACUAUAUUUCGCUUUAGGUGAAAAAUACACCUCUAUCGAUGUUCAUAAAAGUCAACAAGAACGAGAGUUUAUAGUACAUUUAACGUUUGCCGAAGGUUCCGACUCCAUCCUUCAUGCUGGUGGUUAUAUUUUUAGAGCCAAGAUAAACAUCGAAAAAGAAAAAAUAAAAUAUUCCUAUCAUCUUAAAGAUGACCAUACGAAAAAAGAAAUGUCGUUAGUACGCGUAAAUGUUUUUUACUAUUAA